Molecule: messenger RNA, 246 nt
Organism: Clunio marinus
Lineage: Eukaryota; Metazoa; Arthropoda; Insecta; Diptera; Chironomidae
Source: the annotation of a GenBank genome assembly
AUGCUUUUUAUUCCUUUGUCAGUAAACAACAAAGUGAAUGGAAUAAAAGCUCCUAUGCGAGUAGGAAAGAUGAGACGGAAAAAUUUCUUUUCUAGUUUUCAGAAAACAGUAAAGGUCGCAAUUUCCUGCCGUCUCCUACUUUGCAUAAUCAUCACCGAACAGAUUUUCGUGAGAAUUUUUCUUAAAUCACCCAUUGAUGGUAUUAUUCAAAACAAGCUGAAGUUUCAUGAAUCAAAAAUGACAUAA